CCCCCCAGCUUGGACAUGUCGGUGGUGGAGCUUUACACCAAGUAUACAAGGGUUUGGAUUCCUGACCCAGAGGAAGUGUGGAAAUCAGCGGAAAUCAUCAGAGAUUACAAAGAGGGAGAUAGAACUCUGCACCUGAAGCUUGAAGAUGAUACGGUCCUGGAAUAUCCUAUUAACCCUCAAGCCAACGAGCUCCCCUUCUUGCGCAAUCCAGAUAUUUUGGUUGGAGAAAAUGACCUGACAGCAUUAAGUUAUCUCCACGAACCUGCCGUCUUGCAUAACUUGAAAGUCCGAUUCUUGGAAUCAAACCAUAUCUACACCUACUGUGGUAUUGUGCUUGUUGCCAUUAAUCCCUAUGAACAAUUGCCAAUCUAUGGACAAGAUGUCAUUUAUGCCUACAGUGGCCAAAACAUGGGAGAUAUGGAUCCUCAUAUCUUCGCUGUGGCAGAAGAAGCCUACAAGCAGAUGGCCAGGGACGAAAAGAACCAGUCCAUUAUUGUUAGCGGGGAGUCCGGUGCCGGGAAGACGGUGUCUGCCAAAUACGCCAUGCGGUUCUUUGCGUCUGUCGGUGGCUCUUCCAGCGAAACCAAUAUCGAAGAGAAGGUCUUGGCUUCCAGUCCCAUCAUGGAGUCAAUUGGCAAUGCUAAGACAACUAGGAACGACAACAGCAGCCGCUUUGGGAAAUACAUUCAGAUUGGCUUUGAUAAAAGGUAUCAUAUCAUCGGCGCCAACAUGAGGACGUACCUGCUGGAGAAGUCAAGAGUUGUAUUCCAGGCGGAAGACGAGCGGAACUACCACAUCUUCUAUCAGCUCUGUGCCUCUGCUGCUCUUCCGGAAUUUAAAGAUCUCGCACUGACUUCUGCAGAAGACUUUUUCUACACAGCUCAGGGAGGAGAUACCUCCAUUGACGGAGUGGAUGAUGCCAGUGACUUUGAAAAGACGAGGCAAGCUUUCACGCUGCUCGGCGUGAAGGAAUCCCAUCAGAUGACCAUUUUUAAGAUACUCGCCGCCAUCUUGCACCUGGGAAACUUGGACUUUCAUGCGGAACGUGACGGGGAGUCCAGCACAAUAUCGAAACAGGAUGAACACCUGCGUAAUUUUUGCAGAUUGCUGGGGGUGGAGCACAGCCAAAUGGAGCACUGGCUCUGCCAUCGGAAGCUGGUCACCACUUCGGAGACCUACGUCAAGCCCAUGUCGGUCCAGCAGGUGGUGAAUGCCAGGAACGCCCUGGCCAAACACAUUUACGCCCAGCUGUUCAACUGGAUCGUACAGCAUGUCAACAAGGCCCUCUACACGACUGUCAAGCAACACUCCUUCAUCGGCGUGCUGGACAUUUAUGGAUUCGAAACCUUCGAAGUCAACAGUUUUGAACAAUUCUGCAUCAACUACGCCAAUGAAAAACUCCAGCAGCAGUUCAACUUGCAUGUGUUUAAAUUGGAGCAAGAGGAGUACAUGAAGGAACAAAUCCCCUGGACCCUCAUCGACUUUUAUGACAACCAGCCAUGCAUAGAUCUCAUAGAAGCUAAGCUGGGUAUCUUUGACUUGCUGGAUGAAGAAUGUAAGGUCCCAAAGGGAACAGACGAGAACUGGGCACAGAAACUAUACGAUCGGCAUGGGGGCGGCCAGCACUUCCAAAAGCCUCGCAUGUCAAACACCUCCUUCAUCGUUGUGCAUUUUGCGGAUAAGGUGGAAUACCAGUGCGAAGGAUUUCUGGAGAAAAACAGAGACACCGUGUAUGAAGAACAGAUCAAUAUCCUGAAAGCCAGCAAGUACCCGAUGGUGGCCGACUUGUUCCACGACGGGAAGGAUGCAAAGGCAGGGGCCCCAGGCGGGAAGGCACCUUCCUCGAAGGUCAACAUUCGCUCCGCCCGCCCGACUGUGAAAGCUGCCAACAAGGAGCAUAAGAAGACGGUGGGGCACCAGUUCCGUAACUCCUUGCAUCUGCUCAUGGAGACCCUGAAUGCCACUACUCCACAUUACGUACGGUGCAUCAAGCCCAAUGAUGAGAAACUUCCCUUCAGCUUUGACCCAAAGAGAGCGGUGCAGCAGCUGAGAGCCUGUGGGGUGCUGGAGACGAUUCGCAUCAGUGCAGCCGGCUACCCAUCCAGGUGGACCUACCAUGACUUCUUCAACAGGUACCGAGUCCUGAUGAAGAAAAGGGAUCUCUCCAAAAAGGCAGACAAGAAGGCAAUUUGCAAAACGGUGUUGGAGAACCUGAUUAAGGAUCCCGACAAGUUCCAGUUUGGGCGCACCAAGAUCUUCUUCCGCGCAGGCCAGGUGGCCUACCUGGAGAAACUGCGGGCAGACAAGUUCCGCAGCGCUACCAUCAUGAUACAGAAGACCGUGCGGGGCUGGCUGCAGAAGCUGAAGUACAGGAGGAUGAGGAAGGCAGCCAUCCACAUCCAGAGGCACACCCGAGGGCACCUGGCCCGCAGAUUGGCUGACCGUCUGAGGAAAACAAAAGCAGCCAUUGUUCUCCAGAAACAAUAUCGAAUGUUGAGGAUCCGCCGAGCGUACCAGAUGAUCCGCGGAGCCGCUAUCACGAUCCAGGCUUUCACCCGAGGAAUGUUCGUCCGAAGGACCUUUCAAAAGGUGCUCGCGGAGCACAAAGCCACCAUCAUCCAGAAGAAUGUCCGGGCCUGGCUGGCUAGGAAGCAUUUCCUCCAGUUCAGAAGCGCCGCUGUGGUCAUCCAGUGUUACUUCCGGCGCAUGAAGGCCAGGCAAGAGCUGAAGGCCCUGAAGAUCGAGGCCCGGUCGGCAGAGCACUUGAAGAGGCUCAACGUCGGCAUGGAGAACAAGGUGGUUCAGCUGCAGAGGAAGAUAGAUGAACAGAACAAAGAAUACAAACUCCUGAACGAGCAGCUCUCCACAACUGCCUCUACCUACUCCUCGGAGUUAGAGAAGCUGAAGAAGGAACUGGAACGAUACCGACGGAAGAGCGGAGAUGGGAACCAGAUUGCCAUCUUGCAAGAAGAGAUUGACACCCUCCGGUUGGCCCUGGAGAAAGCUCACGGUGAAAGGAAGAUUGUGGAAGACACUUACAUGAAGGAAAAAGACGUGCUCCAAAAGCGGAUAUCAGACUUGGAAGAAGAGAACAUGUUACUGAAGGAGGAAAAAGAAGCACUCAACAACACAAUCCUGAGUCACUCAGAAGACGAAUUUGCCCAAAAUGCCGCUGAAGAAAAUGCCUCGAUGAAGAAAGAGCUAGAAGAGGAGAGAUUCCGGUACCAGAACUUUUUGAAGGAAUAUUCGCGGCUAGAGCAAAGAUAUGACAACUUGCGGGACGAGAUGACUAUCAUAAAGCAAACCCCCGGGCACAGAAGAAACCCAUCUAACCAAAGCAGCCUUGAAUCAGACUCCAACUACCCAUCAAUUUCUACAUCUGAGGUUGGGGACACAGAAGAUGCCAUCCAGCAAGUGGAGGAGGUUGGUUUGGAGAAAGCCGCCAUGGACAUGACCCUCUUCCUGAAGCUGCAGAAGAGAGUGAGGGAACUCGAGCAGGAGAGGAGGAAACUGCAGACCCAGCUGGAGAAGAAAGAGAAUGAGAACAAGAAAUCCCAGGUAAUUGAAACGAAGAACGAAAUGGAUUUGGACCACGAUACAGAUCUCGCGUACAACAGUCUGAAGAGGCAAGAGCUGGAAUCUGAGAACAAGAAACUGAAAAACGAGCUUAACGAAUUGAGGAAGGCUAUAGUGGACCGGGUGGCCCAGAACAAUUCCUCCAACGACAUCCGGGACAGUUACAGCCUGCUCCUGAAUCAGCUCAAGUCAGCCAACGAAGAGCUGGAAGUGCGGAAGGAAGAGGUGCUUAUUCUAAGGACGCAGAUUAUAAAGGCAGCUCAGCAAAAAGAUACGGGCAGAAAUAUGGAGUCAAACAUCAGCAUUCAAACCAGCUGGCCAAACAGUGAUAAGAACGUGGACCCUGAGGAUGCGAUCGAAGCUUAUCACGGAGUGUGUCAGACAAACCGCAAGACUGAGGACUGGGGGUAUCUGAACGAAGACGGAGAACUCGGCCUGGCCUACCAGGGCCUAAAGCAAGUUGCCAGGCUUCUGGAGGCGCAGCUUCAAGACCAGCGAAGGGAGCAUGAGGAGGAGGUAGAAGCCUUGAAGGACCAAAUCGAGGCCUUGAGGGAAGAGAUGGAGAAGCAGCAGGACAUCUUCUACCAGACACUUCAGCUCUCUCCGGAAGCCCAGGUGGAGUUCGGCAUACAGCAAGAAAUCACAAGGCUGACCAACGAAAACCUGGAUCUGAAAGAGCUGCUAGAAAAACUGGAAAAGAAUGAAAGGAAACUGAAGAAACAACUCAAGAUCUACAUGAAGAGAGUUCAAGAUUUCGAAGCCAAUCCAGUCAGCGUUCAAACUGAAAAGCCGGAGCCUGAACUCACCAGGCAAGUUGCUGUCCAAAGGAAGGAGAAAGAGUUCCAGGGGAUGCUGGAGUACUACAAAGAAGAUGAGCCACUUCUCAUCCGAAAUCUCAUUACAGAACUGAAGCCCCAGACGGUCUCUGCCACGGUGCCCUGUCUUCCGGCCUAUAUCCUCUUCAUGUGCAUCAGGCACGCCGACUACAUCAACGACGAUCACAAAGUGCACUCCUUGCUUACCUCAACCAUCAACGGCAUCAAAAAAGUAUUAAAGAAGCACAACGAUGACUUCGAGAUGACAUCGUUUUGGCUGUCCAACGCCUGCCGCCUACUGCACUGUCUGAAGCAAUACAGUGGAGAUUCGGGCUUUAUGACCCAAAACACCUCCAAGCAGAACGAACACUGUCUGAUGAACUUCGAUCUCACUGAGUAUCGCCAAGUCCUCAGCGAUCUCUCCAUUCAGAUCUACCAGCAACUCAUUAAGAUCGCAGAAGGCGUCUUGCAGCCCAUGAUAGUGACGGCGGUGUUGGAAAACGAGAGCAUCCAAGGCUUGUCAGGAGUGAAGCCGAUGGGCUACCGGAAACGGUCCUCCAGCAUGGAGGAACACACGUACAGCUUGGAAGAGAUCGUCCGGCAGCUGAACACGUUCCAUGCCGUCAUGCGUGACCAGGGCCUUGACCCGGAGAUCAUCCAGCAGGUCUUCAAGCAGCUCUUCUACAUGAUCAACGCCGUGGCCUUGAACAACUUGCUGUUGAGGAAGGACGUCUGUUCGUGGAGCACAGGGAUGCAACUCAGGUUCAACAUCAGCCAGCUAGAAGAAUGGCUGCGAGGGAAGAACCUCCAGCAGAGCGGGGCUGCGGAGACCAUGGAGCCCCUCAUCCAGGCAGCCCAGCUCUUGCAGCUGAAAAAGAAAACCUCCGAAGACGCGGAGGCCAUCUGUUCCCUCUGCACGGCCCUCACUACGCAACAGAUUGUAAAAAUACUGAAUCUCUACACUCCCGUGAAUGAGUUUGAAGAGCGAGUGACGGUCGGCUUCAUAAGAAACAUUCAGGCACAUUUGCAGGAACGGAGCGACCCCCCGCAGCUGCUGUUAGACUUCAAGUACAUGUUCCCCGUCCUGUUCCCAUUCAGCCCUUCUUCUCUAACCAUGGACUCGAUCCACAUCCCUGCUUCUCUCAACUUGGAGUUCCUCAAUAAAGUGUGAAGAGGAUUUAUCUUGACUCCCCAGCCCCCUUCCCCCAAGAUUACAAGCAAAAAAAAGAAGUGGAAUCUAAGGAUCUCUGCGUGUGUGGGACCAAGCAAAUUAUUCAAGAGAACCAAUACAUUUAAUUUAUCCAUGCUAAACUGUACAGCAUCAAAAGCAAUCUUGUAUUUCGGUUGGAUGCUUUUUUUUUAUUUGUAUGGUAUUUUUUGAGGGGGGUUCGAUCUUGCAGCUUCGGAACACUUGAAAAGAUGGGCUUUUUUCUACGACUUGAUAGCGUUCUAAAAAAUAAUGUUUCCCAGCUACCGUUUAAGGUGCCGGCUUUGGCAAGCCGGAAAUCCUAUUUUUGAUUUUCGUACAAUCUCUUGAUUGUGGAUAUCUUUCGGGAAAUAUCAGAAAGGAAGCCUAAACGACCACGGGUUUUGCACAUAUCAGAGGCACGCUCCGCAGUAGCUGCUGUUCUACGUUGUUCAGUUCUUUUUAUGACAAUUGGUUCAGGAAAAUAAAAGCUGCAGUAGGGAGAAUAAAUACACGUUUUCUAGCUUAAA
Molecule: messenger RNA, 6107 nt
Organism: Heteronotia binoei (common prickly gecko)
Lineage: Eukaryota; Metazoa; Chordata; Lepidosauria; Squamata; Gekkonidae
Gene: MYO5B
Product: myosin VB
Exons: 40
Coding region: 16-5562 (1848 amino acids)
Biological process (GO): actin filament organization; vesicle transport along actin filament
Cellular component (GO): actin cytoskeleton; vesicle; cytoplasm
Molecular function (GO): actin filament binding; ATP binding; microfilament motor activity
Source: RefSeq, a predicted model, not a curated record